Molecule: messenger RNA, 894 nt
Organism: Porites lobata
Lineage: Eukaryota; Metazoa; Cnidaria; Anthozoa; Scleractinia; Poritidae
Source: the annotation of a GenBank genome assembly
AUGAUCAAAGACAAUUCAAGUUCCCUCGACGAGUGUUUUAACGAAGGCUAUGUUAUUUCCUUAGCGGCGUUGGUCCCUGUUCUGAGUUUGUCGAUUUUUUCUGGUGUGGCCGCCGUGUUUCUUAACAUUUUAGUCAUUUGGGCAAUCUACCGAAACUCUAUCCUUCGCUGCAUAACAAAUUACUGGAUCGUUUCCCUCGCCGUAGCAGAUUUACUGCUUGGUAUUUUGGGCGUGCCCGUGUGGUGCUUAAAGCUUCUCCAUAAAGCGCGAAUUAUCAAAGUUAAUGUUCAUAAUGUCUUCACCUGUAUUCUUGUACUGACGCUGGUUUCGUCAUCUUUGAACCUUUUGGCUCUUAGUGUUGAUCGGUUUAUUGGCGUAACAUCUCCGUUUCGUUACUCCGCUCUUUUAACUCGGGAAAGAUGUCGAAAAGGUAUCGCAGUUAUAUGGGCCUUAUCCGCUUUGGCGGCAAUCGCCUCAUUGCGAAGCAAAUGUACUGUUAAUGCAGAUGGCCACCUUCUACUUUUCGCCGUGAUCAUCGGAGCACCCUCCAUUUUUAUCUGUUAUUUUUAUUUUCGUAUCUUCAAAGAAGCCAUAAGACAAAAAAGAUUGAUCAUGGUGCAGCAGCAAUCCAGUUCCGGUCAGGCACGUUUCGUGAAAGAAAACAAAGCUGCGAUGACAGUUGCCAUGGUGAUUGGAUCAUUUGCUCUUUGUUGGAUUCCAAGUUUGAUUGACGCUGUCAUUCAUCUUGUAGCUCCCUCAUUUUGGCGAAACACUCAAUUAUAUCUCGGAACGACGCCACUGGCUUGUUUUUCGUCUGUUGUAAAUCCCAUUCUAUACUCGGUUAGGAAUAAAACUUUUCGCAACUCUUUUCGAAGUGUUUUUAUGACCACAAGA